UCGACGCUUCCAGAGUGGCACAGAAACGGGGACGUACAGAAUGCCGUCUCCAUGUCUUUAUCAUGGACAUUUAUGACUCGAUCGACUGCAUUUUGGGCUUCUUAAUGAAAACUGUGUCCAGUCUCCUUUGCGCUGGCUUCUCCCACCGCACAUCUGUAACCGCUGGCAUCCUGUUUUCAGCUCCUGGACAGCUCCUCGUCGAGCAGCUCUUAUUAUUAUUAUUAUUAUCAUCAUCAUCAUCAUCAUCAUCAGGCACAUGGAGUCCCUGGUGUGAUUGUGGGGGAAGCCCUGCGAGCACAUUAUGCAUCUACUGAUCCGGUGAAAGCCUCGUCGUCUCCGCUAAAGGAUGGUGCUUCCAACCCAGAGGAGGUGUUCUCUAUCCUCUGAGAAGAAGCGAUACGUGUGCGCAGUCGACGCAGAUUUAAGCCUAAUCGCUGCCUACACACAGGAAGAUCCGAGCUUCAGUCACACCGAUCACCACCAUCAUCAUCAUCAUCAUCAUCAUCAUCAUCAUUACAAUAAUAAUAAUAAUCGGCUAAGGAAGUGAUAUCACCAUCACUGCUGUGUGGUCAAUGGAGAAGGGACCAUGUAGAAUAUACUCAAGAGAUAUGGUCCUGACCACAUCUCUGCAGUAGUGGAUUUAGCUCCUGGCUUCAUUUAAAGAAGACAUAUUAGCAGCAACAAGACAUGAGCAAUACCCAAGCUCCUCCCCAGGGUGGAGCCUCAGAUCUGGAGGUCAUCUCCCAACAGGUGGAGGACGACAACCAGUGCGUGGCUCCAGUCCAGCUAGUCAAUUUCACCUACAGAGACUUGCCUUUGGCGGCCCUGGACAUAUCUCUGGCUGGAUCCCAGCUCAUCUCCAACCCUGAUGAAGAGGACAACAGGGAUGGGUCCAACUGGCUGAAGCCUUGCUGUGGACGCCGGGCGGCACUGUGGCAGGUCUGCCUGCUGUCAGCAGGUUUCAACUGUUUCCUGGUGGCCUGUGUCAUCCUGGUGGUGCUGCUGCUGACAGUGGAGUUGCUCAUAGACAUCAAGCUAUUGCAGUUUAAUAAUGCAUCCCAAUUUGCCAGCAUCAUCCACUGGAUCAGCCUGGCUAUCCUCUCUGUGUUCUUCACUGAGACGGUGUUCAGGAUUGUGGUGCUGGGGAUAUGGGAUUACAUUGAGAACAAAGUAGAGGUGUUUGAUGGAGCUGUCAUCGUUCUCUCUUUGGCCCCCAUGGUGGCCUCCACAGUGGCCAACGGCCCCAGCAGCCCCUGGGACGCCAUCGGCCUCAUUAUCUCACUGCGCAUCUGGAGGGUUAAGAGAAUCAUUGACGCAUAUGUUCUGCAAGUGAAGGUGGAAAUGGAGCUGGAGAUCCAGCAGUACGAGAAGGCUAAAGCAGUGCGGGAGGAGCAGCUUGAUCGUCUAACCCAGAUCUGCCAAGAACAAGCUUUUGAAAUCAGACAGCUGAGGGCCCACCUCGCCCAGCAGGAUCUGGACCUGGUAGCAGAGCGUGAAGCCGCCAUGCAGAUCCACCAUAUGUGGGGGAAAGAGAGCAGCAGCUUCCAGGAGGUGGACGGGUUAGCAGCGGGGGCCUCUGACCAUCACAGACCAGCCAAAGUUAGGGCGCCUCGGGGGGCUGCAGAUCAUCAUGGUCAGGAUGACAUGAAUAACUACAUCAGCCAGUACUACAGCGAGCCAAGCAGCGAUAUGGGUAUCCCAGACCCAGCCCGUGUCAUCACCACAGCAGCGAUAGAUGUCCAUCUGCCCAACAACCCCAGCCAGCUUCCCUCUACCUUAGUGAGCGCCGACGCGGCGCCGUCCGGCCGACUGCAGCGCACCAGCAGCUCUGUGAGCGAGGCGUCCACCACCGCCGUGUCCCGCAGCAGCUUCAGCGCCCGUCAGCACAGCAUCAGCAGCCACACGCUGGGCUCCAGCAUGGACUGCAGCUCCACGGUGCGCGAGGCCUCCACCUCCACGGACUACAGCGACCAGCGCUGCUACCCGCCACCGUACAGCAGCCCGCUGGCCCUGGGCCCCCAGCCACGAGGGAGUCCCAGCGCCGUGGUGCAGGAGCUGCUCUACUCGCUUUCUGAGGACUCCUGUCUCACUCAGAAGGGCUUGGACCCCGUUAAUCUAAAACCGCCCAGUCCGACUGGUUCCACCAAAACCAGCCCAGAGCUGGAGCGCAGACUGAACAUUUAUAACAAGAGGAACCAAGAGAGCCGGAUCGGGCUUCACGGCAAGCCUGUGAUCCACGUGCAGGGUAACGAGCCUCUGCUUGAGGAGAAAUACAGGAUGAUGGGAUCGGUGGAGACUUCAGUCAACCGUCUGUCAGAAGCGUAGGACUUCACAGACCAACUAUCGAGGCUUACUCGUCAGAUCAAAUGCAAAAAAAAAAAAAAAAACUCAACUACCCUUGACAAGUCACUGGCACAUGAACUCUGCCUUUAAUCCUCUUUAUAUUGCUGGGACUUAAGAGGAUGAACUCACCACAAGGGGCACAGAUAAAAUAUAGACAGAUUAUUCAUCAGGCUACACUUUUCAGGAAUUGACAAUUUCUUACUUUUCCUAACACAAACCAGCAGCGCGAACAAGGUCUGGAAUCCCCCCGCCCCCAAAAAGAAAAAAAACCUGCUUGUGCAGACAAGUUUGCUUUUCAUGUUCUUUUUCUUUUUUUUAGAAAAUGAAGAGGGGAAGACGAUGGUGCUGAGGGCUUAACGUUAUUAUUAUUACACUUUAGAGCUCUCCAAAUAAUCUUGUCUCGUUACAUCAUCUGGAAACAGGCAGCAGUGUCUAAGUCAGCAUCUCCAAAUUCAUUAACAGUCCUUCUCGAUGGACUCCUGCAGGGCAAAAUAUUAUCAUCUCAACUUCUAUUCUUUAACUUUCUACAUUUUUAUCUACAGUCAGAGUUAAAGGAAUUUUAUCUUUGGACUUUUAAAAUGUCAGAUGAUUUGUAAUUACUCCAGGUGCCAUGACUGGAAUGCUGUCCAGCCCCAGUUUAAUAAGAUUAUUCAAGAUUUUGCCAAUCCACAUUAAGGUAUUUAAAACUCUCCAGGUUUCAUGUAAGCUUAAAUAAAUGUGUUUUUUUUUUCUUUGUUUUACAUAAUUUUGUGUAAAUAUUCACAAAUGGGAAUGACUGUCUCACAAAAGAGCAAGAAAUGUGAGAGUUUAAAUAAAGUGCAAAAAAAAAAAAUGAUAGCAUGAACCUUUAA
Molecule: messenger RNA, 3194 nt
Organism: Xiphophorus hellerii (green swordtail)
Lineage: Eukaryota; Metazoa; Chordata; Actinopteri; Cyprinodontiformes; Poeciliidae
Gene: tmem266
Product: transmembrane protein 266
Exons: 11
Coding region: 688-2325 (545 amino acids)
Biological process (GO): transmembrane transport; monoatomic ion transport
Cellular component (GO): plasma membrane; dendrite
Molecular function (GO): monoatomic ion channel activity; voltage-gated channel activity
Source: RefSeq, a predicted model, not a curated record